Entrophospora sp. SA101 is the source of this 1305-nucleotide messenger RNA. NCBI's taxonomy places the organism in Eukaryota, Fungi, Glomeromycota, Glomeromycetes, Entrophosporales, Entrophosporaceae. The record is from the annotation of a GenBank genome assembly.
AUGAUUGUUUCUAAAGUUUAUUCCAUUGCUACUAUAUUAUAUUUAGUUUCGUCGCUAUUUUCUGCUGUUUUAGUCGAUUCGGCUAAAAUCGAGUGUAUUAAAGGUGCUUCCAGUAAAGAUCUCAAUGAAAACAAAGAAAGAUUUAUGAUUUUCCUUGAACCUAAAAAAGGAUCAACAUCCGCCGCCUCUAGUGACUCAGAAAUUCUUAAACAACAUUUAAAUUUUUAUAAAGACUGCUGGGAUAUAGAUUCUGCGCCAGCUUUGGAAGAAAGUGAUGGAAUUGCAACCAAGAGUUUUUCGUCGAAUAAAUUAUUACAUUUUUCAGUUGGUUCCCUUGUUGGUUAUUUUGGUUCCUUUAAUCCUCAAGUACUUAAAGAACAAAUCAAAACAUUACCUAACAUUAAAAUAGUUGAAAAGGUAACAAAAGUUAAAGCUUUUGCCGCUAUACAAAAAAGAGCUAGUACCGUUGAAAAGACUUCGUUUUAUGACUUGGAUCGUAUAGAUCAAAGAAAGCGUCCUUUAAAUGGAAAAUAUCAGUACCCCAGUUCAGCUGGUAGCGGUGUAAACGUCUAUGUGAUUGAUACUGGUAUAAAUAAAACCAAAUCAGAAUUUGGCAAUCGUGUUAGAUUUGCUGGUGUAUUUUGUGAUGGAUGUCCUCGAUUUGAUGACGAAGGUCAUGGUACCGAAGUUGCAAGUGUUAUUGGUGGCAUCCAUUUUGGUGUAGCUAAAAAAGUUAAACUUAUAGCUAUCAAAGUACUUGAUUCAGAAGGUUCAGGAACUUUUGAGGGUGUUAUUUCGGGUAUGAUGUUUGUAUUAAAGGAGCAUUUAGCAAACAAAAACAAAAACACAGUUAUUAAUAUUUCAUUAGGUGGUGGAUUUUCUUCAGCAGUAAACAAAGCAGUUAAUGAUCUUACAAAGGCAGGUAUACAUGUUGUCGUAGCUGCUGGAAAUGAGAGUCAAAAUGCUUGUUUUACCUCGCCUGCAAGUGCACCAACUGCAAUUACAGUAGGUGCAACUGACAAGGGUGAUGAUUCAAUGGCUGACUUCUCAAAUUUUGGACCUUGCGUUGACAUUUUUGCUCCUGGUGUCGAGGUUCCUGUACUUUCCUUUGGCCGGCCUUCUCUAGAUUCCGGUACAAGCUUCUCAUCUCCAUUAACUGCCGGUGUUGUUGCUUUAAAAAUCAGUGCUUCUGGUAAUCUUAGUCCUAAAAAAAUGGCCGAAGCAAUAAUCUCUGAUAGUACCAAAAAUAUUAUAAAGAAAAUACCAGUCACACCAAAUAGAUUUUUAUUUUUUCCUCAAAGUUAA